CUAUUUGUUAAUGCGUUUAUGAUAAAAAUAAUUGCACAAACUUAAUAUAUUUGAUAGAACUUAUAUAUACUAUUAAAGAUUUUUGUAACGAAACAGUUUUUUGGUGAGUUUUUUAUUUUCAAACCUCAUUGUGAGUUUCAUAUCGCAUAUGUGCGUUUUAAGUAUCUCGAAAUUUGUGUAGUUAAAUGUCAAACAUAUUCCAUACGUCAAAAUUGAAAAAGAAGCUACAAUUCGCUAUUGAGUGUGUUGCAGGAGAGUUGCUUGUUGUUUGCGAAUUUAGUUUUGUUCGUUAUUUGUUUCAUGAGUUAACAUGUCAGAUUCGCAAAUAAGCAAAGUAAUUGAAAAUUUGGUUGAAGUUGCUGGUAUAACCACUUCGCAAGCAAAACUGUUAUUGGAAGCUUGUGGAAACAAUUUGGAAGCUGCAAUAUCAUUGCAUUUUGAAGGUGGCGGAAUUGAUGCGUUGCAAACAAACAAUGAUGCUUCAGUUGAAGAUGAUGUCCGACCUCCUAUUCCUCCGAGGCGCGAACAGUUGUGUAGACCUGAAGAUGAUAAUUUUUUGUUGCUGCAGCCACAAACACGUCGCGCGAAUACUCGUUCACAGGUAAAAGUUUGUCCAUUGCGAGAUUUUGCACGCGAAGGUGCCUUAAUGGAACAGGAACUUAACGAAACUGCCAAUAGUCUUAGUGAACCUUUUGAUAAUGUUGCAUAUGCUAUGGAGACUAACGAUGAUAGUAGCCCUAGUGUAAAUACACGUAAAAGACGCCGCGAAAGAAAUGCCCCUCUCUCAUCGAGUACUGCUAAUUCUAGAUUAGGUGAUCUGUACCGUCCACCAACUGAUAUAACAUUCGCAGGCACAUUCCAAGUAGCACGUACAACCGCUACUGAUAUGAAGCUGUGGUUAUUGGUUAACAUACAAAGCGAUAAUUUCGCAUCACAACUGCUUAACCGAGAUGUUUGGUCUGAUAAAAUAAUGCGUUCAAUUAUUAAAAAGAAAUUUCUACUAUGGCAGGUUGAUGCUGAAGCGUAUGAAGGUCGUCGUUUCUGUGCGUUUUAUCAUUGCACAGAACAGCCUUAUGUCUGUGUUGUGGAUCCACGCACUGGUGAAGAAAUGUGGAAAAGUAGAGAUCCUAAACACUCUAGUUUGAUAAAAGACUUAAAAGAGUUUCUUAUUCAUAACAAAACACUUGCUGAACAGAUGGAAGAUGAUUUCCCUUCUACAUCGAAACGAAGUCGUAAAAGUUCGGUUAAUGGCCGAAAUGGUGAAAUUUCAAAAAAACCAGCAACAACUGCAUCUACAAUAACAAAAGCGCCAUCAACGAAAAAAAAUUCAUCUAAUGUUACGGAACUUACUGAGAAGGAGCAAAUUGCUUUAGCUAUACGUAACUCAAUGAAGGUUAAUAAUGAUGAUGUUAUUGAUGACGAUGAAGUUAAUAAUUUGUAUAAAAUGGAUACUUGUGUUGAUGAUUCUGUAGUUAAUUCAUUUAAAUCCUACGAACGCUAUUUGGGUGUUGAGGAAAAUGAUUUGACCCGUAUAAAGCUACGACUUUGGAAUAAGGAAGAAAAUGACGAAGUUGUUGAAUUGCGUUGGCCGUCAGAUACACAAUUAAAUGUCCUUCGCAUAUAUAUUGAACAAAUUUAUAAACAUAUUCCACCUACUGCUUAUCGAAUUAUUUGCGCUUAUCCCCGUAAGACUUUUGAAAAUGAACAUUUCCAAAAGUCUUUGAAACAAUUGGGCCUACAUCCUACCGUCAAUUUACACGUUACAGUCGACUAAAAUUACAAACCUAUUAAUAUAAUAUUUAUAUACUUAGUUUUACGAAUUAAAAUCAGAAAGAGCCAAAUAUAAAUAAUCUCUAAAAAAUUCUUCUUUUUUAGUUGCUUUAAACAAAAUUAAAAUAA
Messenger RNA from Teleopsis dalmanni, 1899 nucleotides. RefSeq names its product UBX domain-containing protein 7. Gene Ontology annotation, molecular function: ubiquitin binding. Gene Ontology annotation, cellular component: nucleus. Gene Ontology annotation, biological process: proteasome-mediated ubiquitin-dependent protein catabolic process. The transcript is spliced from 2 exons. NCBI's taxonomy places the organism in Eukaryota, Metazoa, Arthropoda, Insecta, Diptera, Diopsidae. Bases 311 to 1774 code for a protein of 487 amino acids. The record is from RefSeq and is a predicted model, not a curated record.